Coccinella septempunctata (seven-spotted ladybird) is the source of this 5757-nucleotide messenger RNA. RefSeq names its product probable multidrug resistance-associated protein lethal(2)03659. Bases 1 to 4056 code for a protein of 1351 amino acids. The transcript has a single exon. Lineage: Eukaryota; Metazoa; Arthropoda; Insecta; Coleoptera; Coccinellidae. Gene Ontology annotation, cellular component: membrane. Gene Ontology annotation, biological process: transmembrane transport. Gene Ontology annotation, molecular function: ABC-type transporter activity; ATP binding; ATP hydrolysis activity. The record is from RefSeq and is a predicted model, not a curated record.
AUGUUCAUUUUGAAUUGUACAAACAUAAAAUAUCAUAGUUGUCAAAUUAUGCGUCAAGAAUCAUUCAUUGCCAGACCAGCGAACCCUCAAGCUAAUUCAAACUUUUUAUCGAUAUUGAGUUUCUGGUACACUAUCCGGAUUUUCAAUAAGGCCAAAAGAGGUGACCUUAGUGAAGAGGACCUUACACAACCUUUGACGGAACAUAAAUCAUCUUAUUUGGGAGAAAAACUGGCCAUAUUAUGGUCCAAAGAAGUGAUCAAGGCCAAGGAAACAGGAAAAAAACCAAGGCUUCAUUCGGUCCUGUACAAAUGUUUCCUACGGCAAAUAAUAGGAUUCUCUGCUGCCGCUGUAGUUUUAGAAAUGAUUGUGAGAAUUUCCCAGCCCCUCUUCUUGAAACUUCUAUUGAGAUAUUACUCCUCAGACAAUUUGGAGAAAUUGGUCAACCAAACGGAAACAUCGAAAUACACAUACUUGAGUAGAAUGAUUUUUAUGUAUGAUGAAAAUCAGGGACCUAUCUCUAAACACGAAGCUGUCUUUUUCACUUGUGGAGUUAUUUUGUCUAGUUGGAUGAGCAUAGCGAUAGGCCAUCCUUAUUUGAUGGGCAUCAUGCAUCUAGGGAUGAAGAUGAGAAUCGCUUGUUGUUCCUUAAUUUACAGAAAAGCUCUCAGGAUAAGACUCGAAUUUGCAGGUGCCAGCAUGAUGGGCAAUAUAAUCAAUCUACUUUCCAACGAUGUUAAUCGUUUCGAUAAUGGAAUCAUGUUUUUACCCUACACUUGGCUCUGUCCUUUGCAAAUAGCAUUCGUCACCUAUUUUAUGUACAUGGAGAUGGGCCUUGCUGGAAUUUAUGGCAUUUUAGCACUUAUCUCUGUGAUCCCCAUCCAGCUGUGGUUAGCCAUGAGGGUGAUGACUCUAAGACAUCAAACUGCCUUGAGAACUGAUGAAAGAGUGAGGGAAACCAAUGAGAUGAUACAGGCCAUUCAAGUCUUGAAAAUGUAUACCUGGGAGGAAGUUUUCAUGAAGAUCAUAUAUAAAAGUAGAUCGCAAGAAAUGAAACUCGUGAAUCAAAUGGGUUAUAUAAAAGGCGUACUGAUGUCAUUGAUAAUAUUUUCUUUUCGAUUUUCCAUAUUUGUUAUGACAGUUGCUUACGUUUAUACCGGCGGUGCUGCAUCUGCCGAGAAAAUAUUCGUUAUUACAGCAUUUCUUCUCAUCCUACGUCAGACUGUAACUAUAUAUUAUCCACAAACUCUAGCACAAGGCGCUGAACUCAUGGUUUCUCUACAACGACUGGAAGAAUUUCUGAGACUACCGGAAUCUUCAGUGGGCGAUCCCACUCCCCUGAAACCGAAAUUCUUAGAAGAAAUGGAUGAUCAGCAAUUAGAGUCUAGAAGAGUGUCAUCUUUUCCGGAAUAUGGAGUUCUUAGGACAUCUGGUGCUUCAGUUAAAAUAAACGAUGAAGUCAUUUUACGGGAUAUCACUUUUGAAGUUGAUCCAGGUGUAUUAACCGUUGUGAUAGGUCCAGUAGGUUCUGGUAAAAGUUGCUUGCUUCAUUUGUUGCUUGGAGAACUGUCGUAUUUCGAAGGUACCGUAGAAGUGAAAGGUGUUAUAUCUUAUGCCUCUCAAGAACCGUGGCUGUUCUCGGGAACAAUCAGACAAAAUAUUCUCUUUGGGAGGAAAUUCGAAAGGAGGCGUUAUGAAGAGGUUUGCUUUGCUUGUGCUCUCAAUACCGACUUCAAGUUGUUGCCUCAAGGUGAUAAAACUCCUGUUGGUGAAAAAGGCACGUCCCUCAGUGGAGGACAACGAGCUAGGGUUAAUUUAGCAAGAGCAAUCUAUAAAGAAGCUGAUAUCUAUUUACUUGAUGAUCCUCUUUCAGCGGUUGAUACCCAUGUGGGUCAACAUUUAUUUGAAGAGUGCGUUUGUGGUUAUUUGUCCGAUAAAAUUGUGGUCCUUGUUACCCAUCAAUUGCAAUACUUGGAAAAUGUUGAUCAAAUCAUUUUGAUGAAAGAUGGCGUUAUUGAAACAAAAGCUGAUUAUGAUCAUAUGAAAGAUGCUGGCCUCGAUUUUUCACUGCUGAUGAUUGAGCAACUAACAAUGACUGACGACCGAAUAGAAAGACCACUCAAAGGAAAAAAAUCGACCUUAUUGAAAAUAGUUGCCGACAUAUCUAGGAGGAGCAUAGCGACCGCUACUUUCAUCGAUAAAGAAAAUCAAAUGCCUGCCAUAAAAAAGCUCUCCAAGGAAGCACAUAAAACUGGCGGAGUUGGUUCAGCUGUGUAUAAAGAAUACAUGAAAGCAGCCUCGAACUCCUUUGGUAUCUUCUUGAUGUUUUUCUUGUUCUUCUCAACUCAAAUAGUAGCAAGUUCCGCCGAUUAUUACCUUUCGAUGUGGAUCAAUCAAGAAGAGGAACAACUCAAAGUAGGCGAGGUCUCUUUGACAACUAGGAAGACCUACAUAUAUGUAUACUCAUGUAUCAUUAUUGUUUGUAUAGUGAUAGCACUCCUGAGAUCCAUACAUUUUUUCACCUUAUGUACUAGAGCCUCACUGAACUUGCAUAAUAAUAUGUUUCGGGGUGUAGUAGAGACCAGGAUGAGUUUCUUCUAUAGUCAUAAUUCCGGAGAAAUUCUCAACACAUUCUCGAAGGAUUUGGGUUCAAUAGACGAAGUUCUUCCCAACGCCCUCAUAGAUACCAUGCAGAUUUUUUUGAAUCUCUUUGGUGUCAUUCUAGUUGUUGGAAUCAUAAAUCCCUAUCUACUGAUUCCUACCGUUUUGAUUUUGAUAAUAUUUCAUUUCAUGAGGAACUUUUAUUUGAAAAUCAGUAAUAAUAUCAAGAGACUUGAGGAUGUCACAAAAAGCCCAGUUUUUGCUCACAUAAAUUCAACCCUGCAAGGAAUAACGACCAUUCGUUCGAACGGAGCUGAACAAAUUCUCACGUCGGAGUUCGACAAACACCAAGAUAUCCAUAGCAGUGCGUGGUUUACUUAUAUCGCGACAGCCAGAGCUUUUGGUUAUUGGUUGGACCUCAUCUGUAUCGUUUACAUUGCUAUCGUGUCUUUCAGUUUUUUAUUCAUGUCUAACCAAGGCAGUUUUGUUGGUCUGGCUAUCACGCAAACCAUCAGUCUCACUGGAUUAUUUCAGUGGGGUUUGAGGCAAUCGGUAGAGGUGGAAAAUCAAAUGGUUUCAGUUGAUAGGGUUCUAGAUUACGUAAAAUUGGAACCAGAGCCGAAUUUGAAAUCUUCACCAGCUGAACCGCCUCCGCCACAUUGGCCUACGACAGGAAAAAUAGAAUAUUCCCAUGCAUUCAUGACAUACGGACCGCAAGGUGCACAUGUCCUUAGAGAUGUAAACUUUGUAAUACAGGACAAAGAGAAAAUCGGUAUAGUUGGAAGAACUGGUGCAGGGAAAUCUUCGUUGAUUGCUACACUCUUCAGGUUAGCUUAUUUUUACGGUGAAGUACGUAUAGACAACUUGGACAUCAGUCAGUUGUCCUUGCACGAUUUGAGAAGAAAAAUUUCUAUAAUCCCUCAAGAACCUGUACUUUUCAAUGGAACGCUACAGUACAAUUUAGAUCCAUUCAGUGAAUUCGACACCAACUGGAUUAUGAAAGUCCUUAUUGACCUCGAAAAUAAAGAUGCGUUGUCCCAUGGUAAGGAUUGCCUCAAUCACAUGAUCAUUGAGGGCGGAGUUAACGUCAGCAUCGGACAGAGGCAAAUAAUUUGCUUGGCGAGGGCUCUACUAAAAAAUAAUAGGAUCAUAGUGAUGGAUGAAGCGACUGCCAAUAUCGAUGCGAAAACUGAUAAAUUUAUACAGUCUAUAAUCAGAACGAAAUUCUCCAAUUGCACCGUUCUUACCAUAGCACAUAGGUUACACACAAUCAUGGAUUCAGACAAGGUGUUGGUGAUGGAUGCAGGGCAAGUAGCAGAAUUCGAUCAUCCUCAUAUUCUGCUGCAGGAUCCUGAAGGAAUUUUCUCUGGAAUGGUUGAGAAAACGGGAAAACAUAUGGCGGAAAAUUUGAGAAAAAUCGCAAAACAAACUUUUGAAGCUCAAACGAAAACAGAAUAAGAAUGUAGAUAAUUUUAAUAUAUGAGAAAUUAAUGUCAUUCAAUUGAGGAGGAAUUAAAUAAUUUAUUGGAAUAUCAGUCAUUACCAUUUAUUAUUUCUUCUGAGAAAAAGUUGCUCUUCGAUAGAAUGUGUAGAAUAUCAAUCUGUGGACCCCUUCAACAUUUUCAAUAAAAAAUAUUGAUAACCUAGGUUUCUAUUGAAAAUAAUCGUUUUUGAAGGCCUAAAAUCAUUUAGAUUCAAUUAAAACAUUUAUUGCCUAAAGAUUAUUAUUAGGUGAUCUGUUAGUUUAUUGAUAUGGUUAAUUGUACAUAGCGCAAGAAGUAUUUAUUUCUUUAUUGUUUUUGAUUAGUUUUAGCUCUUAGUUUGGUUGUAAUAUAUUUUGAGUUUCAAGUGAAUUGCAUAUCAAUUUAUCAGGCAAUAUGCGUUUCUAAAAUGUGAAUUGAAUAGAAUCUACUAGAAUGAAAAUAAGCUUCAUAUAAGUGUUCAGUGUUGUACAGGGUGUUCAUUCCAAAUUCAUUUUCAGUUCAAAAAGUGACAUAUCUUAUGGAGCAUGUUUAAGUUUUAAAAAACAAAAAUCAGACCAGUAGAUCUCCAACUAAAUAUUUUUGUUCUAUUCAUGAAUAUUAUUAUUCAAGCUAAAUGGUUGAAAUAGAGGAAAUAUAUGUUGGCUUAUGUUCAAUUUUAUAAAGUGAGAAAAUCUUGGGAGCAUAUCAAAAAUUUUAUUUUGCAUUAUAAUCUUCAUUUGAUAACAUAUUUUACAGUAUGUGAAAGUUCCUAAAGGGUUUUCUUUCUUUGAGUGUUGUUUAUGACAGAUUUGCAUCUUUUUUAAAUCAGGACAUUCCUUUAUCCAGCAUAAAGAACUUCAAUAGUGUAGAGAAAAAUCCGAGAGCAUGAAAAAAUGCGAAGACGCAAACAGGCAGAGUCAUUUCAACAGUAUUUUUUAUUAUAUUCAUUCUGUGAUAAUGCAUUCAGUUUGGUUUUUGGUAUAUCUUAUUAAAUAACUACUUUGAAAUAUAUAAAUUCAAAUAAUCCAGAAAGAACAUAUGAUAUUUAUUAAGUGAAGGAAUUACAUUUCUAUUCUUAUAAAUAAUCCAUCGAAUGAAAGCUAUGGAACACAAUCAAAUUUAUACUUUGGAAAAAACUGGAUAAACUGGACUCAUUUGAAAAGUUUGCGGCUUUGCUAGAUCUUGCACCAGGGUUUUACUAUAGAUGUCAGUGCUAAAGCCAUAAAGCAGUUGUAAAUUUCGAAAUUGAAUUGGAAAACCCAUGUUUAUAUGUUGUAAGAUCACUGUUUGUUAAAUCUUUGUGAAAAUUUUGAGAUAAUGCAUAUCCAAAAAGAGGCGUUAAAUGUAUAUUUCAUUGCAUGAGAAUUUUUGAUAUUUUUUUUCUAGUGAGAUAAAGUAUUUUAUCAAAGUACAAUUUUCCAUGCUUUUAUUUUAUUGUAUAUGCAGCCAAUUAUAUUUCAAAGAAACUAAAACUCAAAGAUUCAUGGGUAUUGGUAAAGUACUUUAGGACACUGACCUUGAGAGUAUUGUUCGGUGCCAUCUUUGUACAUAUUUGUCUAUAACGAGUGUUAUCUUAACAUGACUUUUCCAUCCAAUUUUUGUUAGAAUAUUUACAUAAAUCAUUUGUGUUCAUCAUAAUUCGACAACUAAUAAUACCAAAAAUCAUGAAGUGACAAUAAAUAUAUUGACUUGAAAA